GUUUUGACCUAUAUGUCCUUAGGAUGUGUGCUUUCCGUGGGUUUGUUUGUCAAAAUGAAAGUGAAGAGGGGUGGGUAUACCACUGGAACCAACAGUUGCCCAUCUUUCCCGAAUGUGAGGUCAACAUUGUGUUUCCUAUCUCUCUUACUAUCUUCUCACUCUUGGUACUGUUGCCGUAUGCUAUUUUCCUACUGGUUUCAAAGUCAAACUCUAGCCGCUUGGUAUCGUGCUUAUAUCUAUGUAAAAUGGACCUGGUUCUUGUUUGCUUACUUUUGAAUGCCAUUCGGGUUGUUUACGUUGUCUCAGAAACUAGAAACUUUGCCGUUGGAUCGUUUGUUGGGCCGUCAUCUGUGUCAUUUUCUCUCAUUUUGUACAUUAUAGUUAUGCACUAUGAACGUAAACGGAACUCAAUGAACUCGGGAGUGUGCUUCUUCUAUCUAUUAUUGCUAAACGUUGUAUGGAUAUGUGCAUGUUGGAAUCAUACUAUUCAUUAUAUAAAGUGA
Molecule: messenger RNA, 503 nt
Organism: Heterobilharzia americana
Lineage: Eukaryota; Metazoa; Platyhelminthes; Trematoda; Strigeidida; Schistosomatidae
Source: the annotation of a GenBank genome assembly